This is a messenger RNA of Penicillium diatomitis, 7914 nucleotides long. RefSeq lists its product as uncharacterized. NCBI's taxonomy places the organism in Eukaryota, Fungi, Ascomycota, Eurotiomycetes, Eurotiales, Aspergillaceae. Gene Ontology annotation, cellular component: nucleolus; 90S preribosome; small-subunit processome. The record is from RefSeq and is a predicted model, not a curated record. Bases 1 to 7914 code for a protein of 2637 amino acids. The transcript has a single exon.
AUGGUAGCGCAAGGCUCACGGGCCAAGCCCACCAGGCGCUUGAAAGGUGGCACUGAAACGACAAAAUCACAUCGAUUCGAGGGCUUUUCACAGCGUAUCGCAAAGCUCAAAAUCGAUCCCAUCCACCGAGUGCGCCGGGCGAGCUUUGGUGAGGAUGAAGGCGAAACUACAUCCUACUUCCGGUCGGCUCUUGAUCACUGGGUGGACAUGAACUUAUCGGACAAUUUCACACAAUUCACUCGCCGUGUCAACAACCUCUCCGAAAGUCUUGCGCAGAUUGUAUACCAUGAGGAGAAGAUCAUGGGCCUGUUGGUCGAAUUCAUCGAGAAGAGAGACCAGAAUUCAUUGGAGCCUUUGUUGAGCUUGUUGUCACAAUUUGCCAGAGAUCUAGGAGUUCGAUUCGAGAAACACUUUGCCACAGCAGUCACAUUGGUCGCAUCAGUCGCAGCCACACAUCCCGAUGUUGAAGUUGUCGAAUGGAGUUUUACCUGCCUUGCAUGGAUCUUCAAGUUUCUUUCUCGUCUUCUAGUUCCUGAUCUGCGCCAGCUCUUGAAGAUCAUGAGCCCAUACCUGGGCAAGGAACGCCAAAAGCCUUUCGUUGCCCGCUUUGCCGCCGAGUCAAUGUCCUUCCUCAUUCGCAAAGCCGGUCUUGUCUACUACAAAAACAAGACGCCUCUCGAGAACGCCGUCUCCUUCCUGUACGAAGACAUCAUGCAACAUGCCGAAGAAGGGAAAAGCACCGACUCAUACAAGGAGGGUUUGAUGGUUAUGUUCGCUGAUGCGAUCAAGGGAGUCAACCACGGGCUACACUCAAACGGAGCUGAUAUUCUUCGAUGCGUGCUGGACCAAGUUCCCUCGAGCUCUGGAAACCAUCAGUUGCCCUCGGAGGUGGCUACAGGGGUAGUCAUCAACCUCAUCCAUCACAUGACACCUGACACCUUCGGGCCCCUUUUGGAGACAGUGAAGGAAUAUAUUGAGAUUCGGUCUAGCACCGGGGAUAAUCCCAAUUUCUCGCUUUCAUGCCGUCUCAUAUUUGUCUGUGUUGCAACUCGAAAGGCGUCCAGAAUUAGAGACUGGAAAACGGUCCAUCAAACUCUGGUUUUGCUCCUCAAACAAGCCGCCGCAGCCCCGGCUGUUCAUCUGGAAGCUAUGCCUCAGCUGCUCGGUGGAGUGGCAUAUGCCCUGCAACUGUCACCAAUGGAUGAAAUGUUACCGUUCAUGCGCUCAUUCAUGGAUUUGAUCACCAACGGCUCCCUUUCAAAGUACUUCCUAUUCUUCUGUACGACGUUUUCGGAGUGGGGAUCUGAGCGUUUUCAAAGUUUGCUGGUCCCUUACCUACAGAAAUUCAUUAAUUCGUCGUGGAAGGAGCAUGAUUUCGAGACAUGCCUGACUCUUCUACGACUACACGAGACUGGGUGCAUCACACCCGAAUCAUCGAGGCCCGGCUAUGUUUCUUGUCCCGAGGGGCUCAAGAGCCGCAUUCACGAUUCUUUAGUAUAUCCGCCAAAGGACCAGAGUUUUAUGAAUGCCUUGGUCAAACUCCCCAAGGCGAUCUCUCUUUUCGCGGACCCUGUCACGUUGUCGAAGAUUGUCAAGAGACUACACGACAACAUUCUUUCCGCAAUGCAGGAUGCCGCAGAUGAGUCCAACGAGGAGAAGAUCAAUGAAAUUGCUUUCUAUCUCGGUCAAGGCUUCAAGGUCUAUGUUGAGCUGGCUAAAGAGGCGAAUUUGCUGGAUGCUAAUCUCUGGCGGUCCAUUCUCGCUGCAUCCGCAAAGUUCGCACGUUUGCCUCUCUUCUUGGAUGGAGUUCUCACCUUCAUGUGUACGGUCCAGAGACAGGAAGCAGAGCCGGAGACAGGGUCUGUGGACGACUUUGCUGCUCAGUUGAUUCUCAACCUGGCUUCACCUUCUCACUCUCUGAGGUUCGUCUCUCUCCGUAUCUUACAGCAGCUGAUCAUUCAGUAUGCACAAGAAGAUCCGUCACCGGUUGCAUUAGCCAUUGAAGUGGAAGAAUCCCCCUUGACAUUGCAGAGUGCGAGAACCAUCCAGAUGCAUGUCCGAAAAUUAGCCCUUAUCUACCCUCAAGUGGCUUCGCGCAAGUGGAUGGCCACACUGAUUCCGUACUUCUGCUUUGGUCUCUUUUCCAAGAAAUUGGCCCCUCUUUGGGAUGAUUCCGCUGCGGCUCUCAAGACUAUAAGCGAGCAUCCGGAAGGGGAGAAGAUUGUCUCCGAUUUGUCUAUUCAGUGGUUGCAAGAGCAGGACUCUGCCACUUCUGGAGAUGAGGAGGCGGAGGAUGAGAAAGAAAGCAACUUUGUCGACAAUGACUACGAAUGUUUCAACGUUAAUAACACGGAGCGUACCAUCAAGGCGAAUUGGGCCACUGCUCAGUCGCCAGCGCUUACUCUCUCCCAGCGGUUCCACAAAGAGCACAAGUUUGCAGGUCUGGUACCGGCUCUGCCUCGAAGCCACGCUCUACAGGUUUUGAAUGCGGCUCCCAAUGUCGCUGAAAAGCGAUCUCGUCAACUCGUGCCUCUGUUCCUCUCUUGGGCUUUUCGUGACGAUCAGGAUGAUGCUCUCCCAUCCGACACCGACACACCAGUUCGACCCUCGGACGCAUCGGCUCGAUGGGGCUUCAAAGAUCGGCUAUCCAUGCUUGCAUUGUUUGGACAGUUCUUGAAUCCAAGGGUGCUAUACAGGGCCCCAGAAGUUCAUGACGCAACCAUGGGUCUCCUUUGCCACGGAAACUCGGAGAUCCAGAAGGCGGCUCUGAAGGCUCUUUUCACUUGGAAGAACGCGCAUGUCGUGCCGUAUCAGGAAAAUCUACUGAACAUUCUGGAUGAGUCAAGAUUCAAGGAUGAGCUGAUGGUCUUCGUCCGAGCUGGGGGAGAGGACAGUUUGAUCGAGCAAGAGCAUCGCCCGAUUCUCAUGCCUGUCCUUCUUCGCCUCCUUUACGGCCGAAUGAUCUCCAAGGCGGGUGCGAGCUCUACUCAAGCAGGACAGUCUGGCCGUCGUAAGACCAUCUUGCGAACUCUCUCACAUCUUUCCGAAGACGACUUCCGACAAUUCAUUGAUAUUGCAUUCGGCCCCCUCGCUAAGGUGAAUGUAGCCUCCACCGAUCAAGAUGAUGAACAGGCGUUCAUGGAGGAAUUGUCAAGCCCCAGAAGACAGCUUGGUCUUCUCAAAAUGAUUGAUACUGUUUUCGACACCCUGCAGAGUCGCAUGGUUUCUUACACAACUCAGGCAAUGAAUGUGAUCAUCUAUUGUCUGGUGCGGGCUUGUCGCUCCUUAUAUGAUGAAAGUAGCUCGCUCUUUGUGGACCGACAGGACGAGCGACUUCUGUCGAUGUUUCAAAACAUUCGUCAGUCGGCCAUCCGUUGCAUGAGUCUUGUCUUCGCUGUAUCUCCGCACCGCGAUUGGACUCCAUAUGUGCAGAUUAUUUUCCGUGAGCUCAUCGAUAGCAGGCUCGAGCAAUUCCCUAUUGAGACCGCACAAGGUGUCUCUGGACUGCUUCGUUUGUUCCACACUUGGGCAUCUGCUCCCCGUUCAACCUUUUACCUGGUGCAACACAACAAGCAUGUUUUGGCCAAGAUCAUCGAUAUCUUAGCGGUCGAAUCCGCUAAAGACGAGGUCAAGAUCUUUGUGCUCGAUGAAGUGCUCGUUCCCCUUGUCAAGCUGGCCAGCGGCAUCAAGCUUAAGGAUGACGAAAGCGAUGAAGAUCAACAAAUGCCUGAUUUCCCGCCAGAGCAAAUCCGCAGCGAGGUUCUUUCCCCCCACCUCGAGCAUGCUCUGUCUCAUCUCGGUCGCCUUCUGAGGAGAGGUCCAUCGAAACCCGUUCUUUACUCCGGAGUAUCUGCCUUGUCCCUGAUUGCGCCAUGCGUUGAAUCUUCCGGUGAGACUUCGGGCCUCAUCAGCAUUGCGACAUACCUGCUUCGGCAACCUCCUGAUCGUGUCAAUCCGAAGACGAAGUCCGGCCUGUUGCGGAUUCUCGAGCAUUUCCUACCGCUCUACAAACCCGAGGACGAUCCCGGGCUUUCUCAACAGGUUUUCCAUGCGGUCUCUUUGAUGUUCGAUUACUUCAAGGAUGACGCGAAUCGAGAGGUUUUGGCACGAGUCUUCAACGCGCUGGCCAUUCAUGAUGAGGAACUUGCCAAAGUCGCUGAUCUUUGCGCUGAUCUGAACUCUCGAUCGGUAAAGAGGCUGGGCCCGGACUACGAGCGUCGCCUGCAAGCUUUCAGAGUUAUCAAUGAAGAAUUGUCGCAAAACCUCAACGCCAAGCAAUGGAGACCACUUGUUUACAACAUGCUCUUCCAUAUCAAGGAUGAAGAAGAACUCGCCAUCCGUUCCAGCGCCAGCUUUGGCCUGAAACGCUUCAUCGACAGGGCUGCAACGGAAACUGGCAAUGAUGGCUUCGAAGCUCUUGUCAAUGAUGUGUUGCUGCCCUCUCUGAAAUAUGGAAUUCGGCAAAAGUCCGAGUUGAUCCGAUCUGAGAUCAUCGCCGUGCUUGGUUACUUUGUCAAACUCAACCCUUCCAGGCCGUCGGUGCAAGACAUGCAUGUUCUUCUCGUGGGAGAUGACGAUGAGGCUUCAUUCUUCAACAACAUUCUUCACAUUCAACAACAUCGUCGGAUGCGCGCCCUGCGCCGACUUGCGACAGAGGCUGGCAAGGGAAAUAUUGAGUCCUCAAAUCUGGGCACCAUUUUCCUACCUCUCGUCGAGCAUUUCGCAUUCGAUGGAGCUGAGGAUGAGAGCGGACACAACCUGAUUGCAGAGGCUCUAGCUACCAUUGGCUCUUUGGCAGAAUGGCUCGAUUGGAACCAGUUCCGUGCCAACUUCCGGAGAUAUCGCAGCUACAUGCAGAGCAAGCCUGAAAUGGAGAAGAACAUUCUCAGGUUGCUCGGCCGAAUGUCUGACGCGCUCUCCAGUGCGGCUGGCCAAAGGAAAUCCAUGGAGUCUGACUCGAAUGAAGAUGUUUCGGACGAUGUGGAUAAGAUGGACGUCUCUGAGUCAGUCCACUGCAGACUCGCCAAGUCCCUGCCCAAUUUCGAGAAGGUCUCUUCGGAGUUGACAACCAACUUCAUUCCUUUCCUGACCAAUUUCAUCCAUCACAAACAGGAGGCGGAAAUGAGUCUGCGCUUGCCUGCCGCUGUGACAACCAUCAAACUGCUCAAGAUUCUUCCUGAGCAGGAUAUGGCUAUUCGACUUCCUGCUGUGCUUCUGGAUGUUUGCAGCACACUGAAGAGUAAAGCCCAGGACUCUCGAGAUACUGCGCGGAAGACUUUGAACGACAUUGCUUUGCUGCUUGGGCCCUUUUACUUCGGCUACAUCCUCAAGGAGUUACGCAACACCCUCUUGCGUGGAUAUCAGCUUCACGUUUUAUCCUACACCGUUCAUUCUAUGCUCGUCUUCACAACGGAUCAUUUCAACCAAGGAGAUUUGGACUACUGCAUGGCAGACCUUGUUGCUGUUGUCAUGGACGACACCUUUGGCACUGUUGGGCAAGAGAAGGACGCCGAAGACUACGUCAGCAAGAUGAAGGAAGUGAAGAGCAACAAGAGCUAUGACUCUAUGGAGUUGCUCGCCAAGAAUGCCACGAUCAGUCAUCUAUCAAGUCUUGUGCGACCGCUCCAGUCACUGCUGCGGGAAAAGCUUAACACAAAUAUUGUCAAGAAACUCGACGAGCUCAUGCGACGCAUUGGAAUCGGCCUUUUGAGAAAUCCUUGUGCCGAGAGCAGAGAGAUUCUGGUCUUCUGCUACGAAGUCAUCAAGGAAACGUACCAGGAUAAGGCCUCCACCACAUCUCAGGUUACCGCGAGAUCGGAGAGGGAGGAGCGUUUUCUGGUUCGACUGCAAGGCGCCAAACGAGGGGAAAAACGCGGUACGACAGCAUCACACAUCUACAAGCUGACCCGAUUCGCACUUGACAUUCUGCGCGCCAUUUUGAACAAGUUCAAUUCACUCUUGACCGCAGCAAAUGUCGCAGGGUUUUUGCCGAUUAUUGGGGAUGCGCUUGUGCAAUCUCAAGAAGAGGUCAAAAUUUCUGCUCUGCGGCUUUUGUCUACGAUAAUCAAGCUUCCUUUGCCUGAACUUGACGAAAAUGCGCACGUGUAUUUGACGGAAGCUGUGAAGAUGAUCAAGGAGUCUCCGAGCACUAACUCCGAGGCGUCCCAGGCCUCCCUGAAGCUGAUAUCCUCGAUGAUCCGUGAGCGUAAGGCUACCAAGCUUCGUGAUGGGCAUCUUGCAUACCUGCUGCAGCGGCUCACCGCCGACAUUGAGGAGCCUGAUCGUCAGGGUGUGACCUUCAACUUCAUCCGAGCCGUCAUGUCCCGGAAAUUUGUUGUGCCGGAGAUGUACGAACUCGUUGACAACAUCGCGACUAUGAUGGUUACUAAUCAGACUCGCUCUGCGCGUGAUCUGGCACGGGGCACAUACAUCCAUUUCUUGAUCGAGUAUCCGCAAGCCAAGAGCCGGUGGUCGAAACAGCUUGGAUUCCUUGCUAAGAACCUGGACUACAAGCACCAAGAAGGACGGCAAUCUGUGCUUGAGGCAAUCCAUCUGCUCCUUUCCAAGACAGGAGAAGAGAUGGCUCAAGACAUCGUUAGCACAUUCUUCCUGCCUGUUGUUCUUGCUAUGGCAAAUGAUGAGUCAACCGAGUGCCGCGAAAUGGCUGGAGCUCUGUUGGGUCAAUUCUACAAUAGAGCAGACAAAGAGCAGAUGAAGACGAUUCUGAUUCCCUUACACACUUGGCUAGAGCAGACUGACAACAUGGCACUGGGCAGCAUUGGUCUCCAGGCCAUGCGUAUCUACUUCGAGGCCGAAGAGACGGAGAAGGAGAAAGAAGGACGUUUCGUUGUCCGAAUCCUACCUGGCUUGAUGGAGUCUGUUCUUGAAGAUCGAGAGAGCCAGAGCUGGGAGACUUUGUACUUUGCCUUGCAGCUCUUCACGAAGCUUUGCAAGACGAAUCCUAAACUGGGGCUGAGCUCCGACUGCGUCGCAAUCUGGGCCGCUGUCCAAGAGUCUCUCUUUUUCACUCAUGCCUGGGUCAAGACUUGUGCUGCAAACCUCAUCGGCAUGUGGCUUGCUGAUGUGGCCAAAACAAAUGCCGCCGGCGGGUACAGCGAGAUCCCUCUUGCGAGCAGUUCUGGCCUUCUCCUGGACCGGGAGUCGAUGCUCAAGCUGCUCCGGGCCAGUCUUCGAUCUUUGCGAACCCCCGGUAUUUCCGAGGAACUUGCCAUGCAGAGUGUUCGCAACUUGGUCUUCCUUGGAAGGUGCUGCGCACAGAAUGGUCUCGAAUUCCAGAAGACUGAAGACGAGGUAGCGGAAGAAGUAGCAUCAGAAGAUGAGGACGAGGGCGAUACCGCCGCCAACGGAGUCGACGGCAAAGAAGAGCAGACAAAUGGUUCCGAACAGAAGUCGUCCGCGCUUCGUUACAUCUUCUCGCAGAUUUCCACCCUCCUGCGCAGAGAGGUCAUUUCAAGCAGACCGAAUGUGCUGGUCCCCAAAACUGCCUCCAUCGCUCUUCUUGCUGCCCUCAUUCGCCAUCUAGAGGCCGAGCAAAUCCUUCCCUCGCUGCCCGUCAUACUUUUGCCUCUGCAGCAUUUGACAGACCCGUCCAUCCCACCACCUCGCUCCACGGACGAGACUUUCCAGAACACCUACAAGGGCCUUGUUUCGAACAGUCACGAAGUUUUAGACUUGCUGCAGAAGAAGUUCGGUACCACCGAAUAUAUUGCCGAGAUGGCCAAGGUGCAGGAUCAAAUUAAGGAGCGUCGCGAGGGUCGCCGUGUCAAGCGCCGAAUUGAGGCAGUUGCCGACCCUGAGCGAUUCGAGCGUGAUAAGCGCAGAAGAAACGAGCGAAAGAGGGUCAAGCGCCACGAAAAGGGUCUGGAGCAUCGUGGCAAGAGACGUGGUUGGUAA